Molecule: messenger RNA, 684 nt
Organism: Linum tenue
Lineage: Eukaryota; Viridiplantae; Streptophyta; Magnoliopsida; Malpighiales; Linaceae
Source: the annotation of a GenBank genome assembly
AUGGAUCCCAAAUCACCAAUCUUCCUCCUCGUCUCCAUCAUCCUCCUCUCUUCCCUUCUUCACCACACCAAAUCCACCGCGGCUGCACAAAACGACGCCGCACCACCCACGAUCGCAGCUUCAACAUCAUCGUCACAACAUAAACAAAAAGAAGCGAGCCAGCUGGUGAUCGAUCCAGCCCUCCGCGGCGUGUGCUCCGUGACCGACAACCCGUCCAAAUGCGUGGAGCUCAUCGCCCCCUACGUGAUCGGCGCCACGGACCCGGUCUCCAUCCUCAACAUGGAGAUCGCGGCCCUGUACAAGAUGGUCGAGGACGCCAAAUCCACCGCCACCCGAGUCGCCAGGAGCCCCUCCACGCCGCCGUCCGUCGUCAAGGUGUUGGACGAGUGCGUGGCGUACUAUGACUCGGCCACCGAUGACCUCGCCAAGGCGCUGUUCGCGUGCUCCGUCAAGGACACCCAGACGGUGAACCAGAGGAUGGCUUCCGCAGUGACCAGCUUCCAAAAAUGCGACGCUGCGUUUGAGGGGAAGCAGGGGGCUGCCGCCAAUAAGCUGGAGGGGGAGGCGGCCACGAUGCAUGAGAUGGACGAGGUUAUGGUUCAGAUGGCUGGCUUCGCCAUGCAGAUUUCGCAGAAGCUGGUUUCUAAAGCUACUGCCGCUGGUAACACCAAGAUAGUUAAUUAA